Messenger RNA from Seminavis robusta, 3491 nucleotides. The record is from the annotation of a GenBank genome assembly. Lineage: Eukaryota; Bacillariophyta; Bacillariophyceae; Naviculales; Naviculaceae.
AUGCAACCAUUCCAGCCGCAAAAAAAGAAGAAAGCUGGUCGCCCCCCGAAGAACCGUCGAAGGAGAAGUCAUUCUCCAACUGAAAAGAGUGGCAAGAAUCGUUCCAAGGAAGAACAGCAAGAGUAUGAUCACAAGAACCCUCCUCCUCUCACUCCAGUGCGGCCACGUGGAAGACAACCUGCCCAGCCCAACUCUCCACCACGGACUUCAGGCACUGGAUCCAACACCAACCGGUAUGGUGCCUUGGAGGACCAGGACGAUGUCAUGUCUGUUUCAGACGCCUCCACGAGGACUGAAAGAAGUGGCAUGUCCUUGGAUGGCUCCAACCACUCGAACCGAUCCAACCAAUCAACCCGCCGAUCCACCCGCCGAAGGAGCCUCAGUCUUGAAACCGACGAUGAUGAUGCCGAUUUAGAGGAUACUCUCUACGCUGAUAGUCGGGAAGAUGACAACGAUGUUGAUGCCUUUAUGGAAGAGAAUGAUCCGGAUCAAAUCCUGGACGAAGCCUUGGAAGAACAGAACGGCUAUCCUGUGCUUCAAAGCGAAGUGGCUCGACGCAUUGCCAUUGCUUACAUGUUUGUGAACGUCUACGACAUGACGGACGACAAGGAUCUUUGGAAAAAACAAGGCAACAUUCAUGCGGACAUCUUGAAGGCACUUCGCAUUCCUCCAGGCAAUGAUUACCGUUAUGUGUUUGAAAAUGUCUUGGAUUGUCACGCCAAAGGCAAGACUUACACUGGAGGGCGCCAGAAGCUUGGCCGGACUCGUCCACCCAAGAUUGAAAUUGAUGCGGCUGAAGCUCAGAUCGUUGGUGACACCUUGGAGGACGGAUACAGUCUUGCGCAAGCCCAUCGUCGUGUCAACAAACACCGCGACGACGAAGACUUGGAACCCCUUUCGUAUUCGGCUGUCUAUGGCGUAUCAAAGCGCCUCAAACCUUUGGUGUCUCCGAUCAAGAAGCUGAAGCAGGGAAACCGUGACAAGGCAUCGGCUUGGGCCAAAGCAAGACUCAACUGGUGUGCGCAGCUCCUCUGCCGAUUGGGCCGUCGUCACUUGAUCCCUGAGGAAGUCAUGGAGUAUUUGAAAGACGAGAAUGGGGAUCUUCCCGAUUGCUUUGACGAAGAGAAGUUGAAACCCUACGAGUUCAACAUCGCUCAAGUUUGCUGGUGGGAUGAGACGCAUAAAGCCUGUGCUAUUGGGGAUGCGACCGUCCAAGCUGGCAGGAAGUUUCAAGUCAAAUUUCCACGUAAUGAGAACGGCAAGAUUGACUUGGAGAACGGCAAAUACAAGGAAGAGGACAAGUCUUUCCUCCAAGUCAAGUACGACAAGGAGAUCCGCAUUUGUCCUGGUUGUGUCUACUUUGGCGACGAAGAAGUCAACCCUGACAAAGAUGGCAAUAAUGUCAACGACAGCAAGACCGAAUUGCUCGACUACUUUGACUACAGUGGCAAGAUCAUGCUUUCGAUCAAAGAUUACAAGACGAAGAUCAACACUGAGAUUGGCCGCGUCAAGGGUCUCAAGAGCGGAAAGAGCUCUGGUUGGGUGACUGAUGGACGGGAGGAUGGAGUCAUCUACCAAGGUGAUGACGUGACCGCAUUCAAUGGAGUCGCUGGUGCCACUCAGGGCAAGUUGAACAACCACGGUAUCUACACUGUCAGGGAUGUGCUUGAGCUUCCAAGGAACUCGGCACAGGAAAAGGCUUUGCUCAAGGAGCCCGGUAUCAAUAGGAAUCUUUUGACGAAGUGGCAGGUCUCUGUGCAGCUGAGUGCAAAACCUGGUGAUCCGCCGGAUGGUAAUGACUAUCGGAAGGCGGAGAAUCCCUAUCAGGCUCGCUAUGGUCAAGGCUGGAUGUCGAAGAUCAAGGAAGUCUCACAUUUGUCACCAUACUGUUGUGUCACUGACUUGGUGGAGCACAUUUACCUGAAGACCAAGCAUUUCUAUGAGUCUCGUCAUCAUGAUUUUGGGAACAAUUGGUACUUUUACCAUGACGCAUUGUCCCUCAUGACGGCCAAGGUUACGGUCAAGUGGAUGAAGGAGAAGGGAUACUACAAGCAUUGGUUGUUGCCUGUUUUGGGUGUCAACAUGGAACCGGAGCUCAAGCGUUAUUCAAAGGCACCGGUCGGGAACUCGCCAGAAUUGAUGCCGUGGGAUUGCAGCCUGAAUAAGGACUUGAUGGAUUCGCUUGCUUAUCACUGCUUGAUGACGUCUCACAUGAAGGAUGAAGAUUCCCGCAAGUUCGACAUUAGCACUCCAAAGCGAGGCACCGAUGCUCUCCGCAGAAUCUACAAGGUGGGGAAUCCGACUGGCAGGAGGAUUCGUCAAGAUGUGCUCAAAGUAUUGGACGCGCUCAAGGCCAUCGUCGAACAUUGGGGCUGUGUUGUUCCUGGACUUGGUGAUCGAAAGGGCAAACGGCAACAGGUUGCUAUUGAUAUGCUAUGGAGGUUGGGAAACAAGAACAAGAGGGGCGGUGCCAGGACGAAGAAUUUGGAUCCCAACAAGUACAAAUACAAGGGCCGCAUCCAUGCCGACGCAGUGGCUGGCGAGGAUGAGAAGAUCACAGCCUCUCUGGUCAGCGAAAACACCACAUCACCCCUCUCUUCUUACACCUUGAAGGACAUUAUCCAGCCAAAAGCAGCUCCAUCGCUGAAACCAACUCUGACGAUUUCAACGACACGGUAUGUAUGAUACAUGUACGUGUACAUAGUACUCUGAGUAUGAUGUAUUGGUACAUUGGUACCGGCGGUACCAGUAUGCAUACAGCAGAGUACUCGAGUGCGGGAACGCGGGAACUAUUAAUACCGGUAAAGGGAACAGGGAAUUUGAGGACGUGAGUGCGAAACCAACUCGGGGAAGUCGGCCUUCUCCUUUUGCCAGGUGGAUCGAAGAAACUGUGUUUCAGUUUACCAGAACAAGUGUCUAUCGUAUGUGCGGCACUUAAUGCCACGAUAUCCCCCAUUGUCUCCUGCAGAUUCUUCCAGAGCAAUCCUAUGCAGCAUUCAUUUCUUCAAGCAUGAUUGAAAGUUGCUGUGAGUUGAGCAGUCUGUUGAAAAUGACAUUGUGCCAGUCUUUGAAAUUUUUAAUGACAUUGUUCAGGACUCCUUGGAAGGUGACAGAAGCUUGGAAGCUCUUUGAAGCAUUCUUCUGCUUUCUGCUGCACCCAAUAAGUUCAUGCUGUCACCUUAGAGCUGCGAGCCAGCGCUUUGCGGUCUGAGGACACGGAAACCGAUUUUAAAUCUGAGUUUACGAAGAGAACCCAUACCUUUUGUAAGACUGCUCUGCUGCCUUUCCCUUGAAGUUUUAGUUUUACAGCCCCCAUUUUGAAAGUGAAUCUGUCCAGGCCAUCUUACACUCUUUUAUAAGAUUAAUUGUUAUGAACACGUAGGGUGAGGACUUGACCCCAUCUGGCUACAACUCUGAGCUCUGAGAGUGUUACUUCUAUGUUUCCUUAAUCAGCUAGCUAUUCAGUCUUAGUAAAUACUGAUUGAUGAACU